Molecule: messenger RNA, 6854 nt
Organism: Xiphophorus maculatus (southern platyfish)
Lineage: Eukaryota; Metazoa; Chordata; Actinopteri; Cyprinodontiformes; Poeciliidae
Gene: mink1
Product: misshapen like kinase 1
Exons: 31
Coding region: 1320-5306 (1328 amino acids)
Biological process (GO): protein phosphorylation
Molecular function (GO): ATP binding; protein kinase activity
Source: RefSeq, a predicted model, not a curated record
GUAGUCCCUUUCUGGAGCAGAAAACACUUGAGGAGUGCAGUGUGCAGCCAAUCGACAUUACAUUAAAGGCUGGAAGUAGGAGGCUGGACUUAGGAGUCAAAACAUGGCGAAAUAACAAGUUUCGCAGGUAGAAGCUACGCCGUGUGCCUGGCACCGUUGGACUGCAGUUUCGACAGAGCUGGACGCUGGAGGAGACGACAGUUUAGCAUUAAGUUUAGCGGACGGAUGGCUGCGGUCUUUUGAGUGUUACGGACAUAGAGCCUGGCUGUGUUUCCCCCGGAAGGUUGGCAGUGCUAGGCGCGACUGUCAACACAGAAAAAAUAUGGACUGAGAGGGAAAGUUUAUCCUGGGAAAAAGCUUGCUAGCUCGGCUACGUUAGCUGCGGGUUGAUUAAAGGCGCACACCUGAGCCAGUACUCUGAUUACUUUGCGGUCGGCUUGAAAAAGUGGGGGAUUUAUUAUUAUUAUUAUUUAUUUUUUUUUUUUUGGUCGUCGUGUAAAGUUUGACUCGAAGAAGCAGUGGGAGCUGCGUUUUUUUUUUUUUUUAGAGUCUUUUAAAUCAAAUUGUUCGGCUUGGAUUUAACUGCAGUAUUCCGUCCAUGUAAGGCAGCCAGUGCCAGUUUGACGUUCGGUUCUGGUGCGGACGGACCCGGACGCCAUCACAUCACAGGCGUUGCGUUCUUCUUAAAAACAACCACUGCGUUGAACAAGCCCGCAUAUUUUAUUUUUUUUUUUAUAUUAAUUGUCAGCACAAUUAAAUAGUGCUCCUCUGUCAAAAUCGGGUAGGGUUUUUUUUUUAAAUUAUUAUCAUUUUCGGUGCUUGCAUAAUUUUAUCCGAUAUAUUAUUACUAGGGAUGUUUUACAGCAGCAUCUUGUCAAAAUGAACGCAGCAAGGUGUUCAACAACACUGGAGGUGCGCUGCGUUUAAAACCAGCAAGUUAUUAGCUCGGUUCUAAUGGCCGGCUGAAUUGGAACGGUGCCAUUUUGUUUAAAAAAAAAACAAACAAACAAACAAAAAUCUUAUUUUACGUUCGUUGUGUUUCAGUCAGAAUUUCUAGCUGACAUUUUUCUAAAUCAGCUGCGGAAAACAUCGCAGCUCUCGGCCAGAGUUGACGUGAGCUAGCCUGCUGGGUGCGUCUGAUGCAGCCCCUGGGAUGGACUUGCUAUAUUAAAGGGCUCCGCAUUGAUAUAGAAAAUCAGUUUUCCUGUAUGAUAUCGAUAGAGUAGGCUCGUGGGCAGCCAUUUAUUUUUUUCCUGUCAAAGUUCUUCUUGUGUAAUAAGUGGCUAACUUGUUAGCUAACGUCAUAAGUUUGGCCAGCUAUGUCUGAAAACGCCCCCACACGAAGCCUGGAUGACAUAGACCUCGCAGCUCUCAGGGAUCCAGCAGGAAUCUUUGAGCUGGUCGAGGUUGUCGGCAAUGGGACGUAUGGGCAAGUGUACAAGGGCCGUCACGUGAAGACAGGCCAACUGGCCGCCAUAAAAGUGAUGGAUGUUACGGAGGAGGAAGAGGAAGAGAUCAAAGCAGAGAUCAACAUGCUGAAGAAAUACAGCCACCACCGCAACAUAGCCACGUACUAUGGUGCCUUUGUGAAGAAGAGCCCGCCAGGACACGAUGAUCAACUUUGGCUGGUGAUGGAGUUCUGUGGAGCCGGAUCAGUGACUGACUUAGUGAAGAACACUAAAGGCAGCUCUCUGAAGGAGGACUGGAUCGCUUACAUCUGCAGAGAGAUCUUAAGGGGCCUUUCUCACCUCCAUGCCCAUAAGGUUAUCCACAGAGACAUCAAAGGCCAGAACGUGCUGCUAACGGAGAAUGCGGAGGUCAAGCUAGUUGAUUUUGGGGUGAGUGCUCAGCUGGACAGGACUGUGGGGCGGAGGAACACCUUCAUCGGUACUCCUUACUGGAUGGCGCCUGAGGUCAUUGCCUGUGACGAGAAUCCGGACUCCACUUACGACUUUAGGAGUGAUAUUUGGUCUUUGGGGAUAACAGCCAUCGAGAUGGCAGAGGGAGCUCCUCCUUUGUGUGACAUGCACCCAAUGAGGGCCCUCUUUCUGAUUCCAAGGAACCCCCCUCCAAAGCUUAAGUCCAAGAAAUGGUCAAAGAAGUUUAUCGACUUUAUAGAAGGCUGUCUCGUCAAGACGUAUCACAGCCGGCCCAGCACAGAGCAACUGCUCAAGCAUUCGUUCAUCAGAGACCAGCCCACAGAACGUCAGGUCCGAAUUCAGCUCAAAGACCACAUUGACCGCACACGCAAAAAGAGGGGAGAGAAAGAAGAGACAGAGUAUGAGUACAGUGGUAGUGACGAGGACGAUGAAAAUCGUGGGGACGAUAGAGAAUCAAGUUCCAUCCUCAACGUGCCUGGUGAGUCAACUCUGAGGCGGGACUUCCAGCGGCUGCAGCAGGAGAACAAGGAGCGCACGGAGGCCCUCAAGAGGCAGCAAGCCCAACUGGCCGCCCAGCGCCGAGAUCCUGAGGAGCACAAGAGGCAGCUGCUGCACGACCGACAGAAACGCAUCGAAGAGCAAAAGGAACAACGGCGCCGACUCGAAGAGCAACAGAGAAAAGAGCGAGAGAUGGUGAGGCAGCAAGAAAAAGGCCCCCAUCGGAGACUCGACGAUAUGAGACGGGAGGAAGAUAGGAGGAUGGCAGAGAGGGAGCAGGAGUUUAUCAGGCACAAGUUAGAAGAAGAGCAGCGGCAGCUAGAAAUCCUUCAGCAGCAGUUGCUUCAGGAGCAGGCGCUGCUUAUGGAGUAUAAGCGAAAGCAGCUGGAGGAGCAGCGGCAGUCGGAGCGGCUGCAGAGGCAGCUGCAGCAGGAGCAUGCCUACCUGGUGUCUCUGCAGCAGCAGCAGGAAAAGAAACCCCAGCUUUAUCACUAUAACAAAAACCUAGAGCCCAACAACAAACCCACCUGGGCCCGAGAGGUGGAGGAGCGAAGUAAACUAAACAGACAAGGGUCACCGAAAAUCUGCACCACCGUGUCUGACACUGCCAUCCAGUCGCGCUCAGACUCCAUCAGUCAGUCGGGAAUGGUCCAGUCUGCACAAACGCCUCCAAUGCAGAGGCCAGUUGAACCCCAAGGUGGUCAAGGAAAGUUCCAGAUGGCUCACUUGGUUCCACUGAAGCCUUACGCGGCCCCUGUCCCUCGCUCUCAGUCCCUCUGUGACCAGCCAACUAAGAACAUGUCCGCCUUCCCCACCCAGGACCCCUCCCUCGCCCCCACACCCCGGCCCAUCCACUCCAGAGAGCUUGUACGUCAGAACUCGGAUCCCACUUCUGAAACCCCGGGACCUCAGUUGCAUCAGAUCAGGGAGGAUCGCGGCCCCUGGAUCCGGCUGCCAGAUGUAGAGCUCCCACCCAAGAUUCCUCAGAGAACUGCAUCCAUUGCCACAGCUCUUAACACCAACCUUACCUCUGGCAUUAGGCAUCCUGUAAGAGCCAGCAAUCCAGAUCUCAGCCGCAAUGAUCGCUGGGAGAGAGGAGACGGUAUGAGCAUCAUAUCUGGUCUGCCCCAAACUGGCUCUCUAGAGAGGCAUCGCAUCCUCAGUACCUCCAAAAUGGAUUCACCAAUUCUCUCCCAUGAAAGUCGCCAUAAGCCGGGGGAAUCCCGUACAUCCUCUCGUCCUGGGCGACCUGCUAGCUACAAGAGGGCUAUAGGGGAGGACCAUGGGCUCUACGCUAAGGAGCGUACUGAGGAGCCACCGCGUCCCCCUGUCAAGGCCAAUGAUUACUCCUCAUCUUCAGAAAGCAGUGAGAGUAGUGAAGAAAGCGAAAGCGGCGAGGGACCAGAGGAGGAGGAGAGCCCGACUGAUCGCCACAGAGAUGCAGACAGUGAUUCAGUCAACACCAUGGUGGUUCAUGAAGAUGAGGGUGAGGUGGGAGAGGGAGAGCAAGCUGGAGGAUAUGGGGAUCAGACAAUGCUGGUUCAGAGAACCCCAGAGAAGAGGAGCCAUAACGGAUACACUAACUUGCCAGAUGUGGUGCAGCCCUCCCACUCUCCCACCGAUUCAGCCUCUCACUCCUCCCCAGGGAAGGACUCUGUUUAUGAUUAUCAAUCCAGGGGUUUGGUGAAGGCAUCUGGCAAGUCGUCCUUCACCACCUUUGUGGAUCUUGGCAUGUAUCAGUCACCAGGUGGUACCGGGGACAAUAUGUCCAUCAGCGGCUCCAGAUUUGAGCAGCUGAAGAUGGAAGUGAGGAAGGGAUCCAUGGUGAAUGUCAAUCCUACCAACACGCGCCCUCCUAAUGACACACCUGAGAUCCGCAAGUACAAGAAAAGGUUCAACUCUGAGAUCCUAUGUGCUGCACUUUGGGGUGUGAACCUGUUGGUGGGCACAGAGAACGGCUUAAAGCUGCUGGACCGCAGUGGUCAAGGAAAAGUUUACCCACUCAUCAACUCCCGUAGGUUCCAGCAAAUGGAUGUUCUGGAGGGCCUCAACUUGCUCAUCACAAUAUCAGGCAAGAAGAACAAGGUUCGCGUGUAUUACCUGGCAUGGCUGAGGAAUAAGAUCCUUCACAACGACCCGGAGGUGGAAAAGAAGCAAGGCUGGACCACUGUGGGAGAAAUGGAGGGCUGUGUACACUACAAAGUGGUGAAAUACGAGAGGAUAAAGUUUCUGGUGAUUGCUUUGAAGAAUGCGGUGGAGGUUUAUGCGUGGGCGCCCAAACCUUAUCACAAAUUCAUGGCCUUCAAGUCUUUUGCAGACUUGCCACACAGGCCUGUACUGGUUGACUUGACUGUAGAAGAGGGCCAGAGGUUGAAGGUCAUCUACGGUUCUUGUGCUGGGUUCCACGCCAUCGAUGUAGACUCUGGAAAUAACUAUGACAUUUACAUCCCUGUUCAUGUGAGUUGUAAAGCUUUCAGUCUGCAGUAUUUUGGUAGAAGUGAAAUCUUUGGGGAAGCAUUGACGUUGCUCCUUCAUUGCAAGCAGAUCCAAAGCCAAGUGACUCCACACGCAAUUGUGUUCCUGCCCAACUCUGACGGCAUGGAGAUGCUGCUUUGCUACGAGGACGAAGGUGUUUACGUCAACACCUACGGACGGAUCAUUAAAGAUGUCGUCCUGCAGUGGGGCGAGAUGCCCACAUCCGUUGCUCAUAUCUGCUCCAACCAGAUUAUGGGAUGGGGUGAAAAGGCCAUCGAGAUCCGCUCUGUGGAGACCGGUCACUUGGAUGGGGUCUUCAUGCACAAGAGAGCUCAGAGACUGAAGUUCCUUUGUGAAAGAAAUGAUAAGGUGUUUUUUGCUUCCGUGCGUUCAGGAGGCAGCAGCCAGGUGUACUUCAUGACCCUGAACAGAAACUGCAUCAUGAACUGGUGAAGCGGCAGCUGCUUUGGUCAGUGCGUAGAACCCAGCAGAGCCGACAUUCUUGCUAACGCAUGCACACAAUUUACAAACACUACUCUCUUUUACCCUGAAGCUCCUACAUACUUGCGUGCUCCCACCGCAAACGCAAAGACAUCCAGAACUCACACAGAAAAACAGAAAACAAACAAACAAAAAAAAACACCACAGAACCAAACUCUACAUUCAUUCCAGCCUAAACUGCUUAAGGUACAGCUCACCCCCUGCUGGCAGUCUGCCGGGAAUCAUCAUGAAAAAUCGCAGAUGAGAUUCAAAUGUCAAUAUCCGCAAUUAAUUUAGACUCUGUAUAUAUAACCUAGCUUGAUUCUGUUCUGUUUGUGAAGCUGUCUUCUUUAGUUUGAUCUAUUUAGUUUCUACUUGUGACGUACGUUAACAUUCCUAUAUUUGACGAAGGCAUUAUUUUUCAAGUACUGUGUUCAAAAUCAAUAGUAUAUCGCCUGAGACUUGGACCAGAAUCCGUUUCAAACUUGAAAUGCUGAAGAGUCCAUGUGCUGUGGUGCACAGACCUUAUUUGUUCAGAAGUUUGCCGUUUUGAAAUGAAGUUGUUCCAUAUCAAGGUUAACCACAAACAUUUGAUGUAUUACAAAAAGAUGAGCAAAACCUAGGUGAAGCGGCUUGUUUAAAUACUUCAGUUAUUUGUAAACCCUGUUUGUUUGUUUUUUUGCUGUCACAGCAAUCAGGCCUUGAAUCGUUUAAAUGUACAUUAAAUUUCAGUUCAUUAUUAAUAAAUGAUAAAUCUAGUUCAAAGUCUUUUUUUAUAAGGUAAAUAGAGUCAGAACAGAACAACUUCCUGCUUUAGUUUCUUCUUGGGUUUGUGUAAAAACCAACUCCAUUCAACUUGUAUCCAUCUUUCAUAGGUUUACAAAGUACGCAAAUUUACUAUUUGUAUGUAGUGGUUCUGUAAUAGUUCUAGGCUACUGAUUUUCUUAAUUUCUACUGUACUUCUAAUGCCAUAUUAUUGCAAUAUAUUCUACUGUUGUGGAGUCUUUUUAAGAGGGGAGUUUGUAUGUGAGGCAGCAUGAUGAGAGCUUCAGGAGGAGGAUGGGUGUGGAGGGACAAUCGCUGAUCAACUCUGCUGUAUCAUAUUUUAGUCCUUAAAUUGUUUUUUUGUUUUUUUUGCGUGACUAUGUGUGUGAGGAGUGUUUGCGCAGGAGAACAGCUCUUUGUGGUCUUCAGCCAGCAGAAAAAUUUAUCUUCAGGGAGACGCUGCAGUUCGGCAGAGUACUCCAGCUUUUUGGGCACUUUGAAGAGCAUGAGUGGAACAACUCAUGAAACAUAAUAUAUUUUAUAGAUUUACAUUCUGCCAAAGUUCACAGUGCAUGUUGGGAUAACUGGGUGAGUCGAGGCCAAAGAAAGCAGAAACUAAAUGGAAGCUGUGAAUAGAGGCGAAAACAACUCACAGAUCACUGACCAAGGCUUUCCUCCUGUAAUGUAUAAAUAGUUGGUUUAUAUAUAUAUAUAUAUAAUAUACAGUGUUGAUCGAAGGUUUAGACACACAGAUAA